This is a messenger RNA of Equus quagga, 4250 nucleotides long. RefSeq names its product gamma-taxilin-like. Lineage: Eukaryota; Metazoa; Chordata; Mammalia; Perissodactyla; Equidae. The record is from RefSeq and is a predicted model, not a curated record. Gene Ontology annotation, molecular function: syntaxin binding. The transcript is spliced from 13 exons. The coding region runs from base 330 to 2078 and encodes 582 amino acids. Gene Ontology annotation, biological process: regulation of cell cycle.
UGAGAAUCCCUCUUGUGGGAUCAUUGCGUGGAAUUCGAAAACGUUCACACAACGAAUGCGCUACUGAGCAGCCAUGUCCCUUCCUGGUUCUUCAUAACUGGUGCUCAGGCAAAACAGCCACAGCAGCCAGCUGACCACCACUGGGUUUCAGCGUAACUGAACCACCAGUAAACCAGACCUAGGCACUUGGAGAACCUCUGUGAAUCCCACUGGACCAAUGGCUUUGCAUCAGAAGGUUGUUGUUUGAUAAACGACUAGGAAAGGAAGAAAAAGUCAAGUGAUGACACGCCUAUUGAUUGUACCAUGUACAGAAGCUUGUGACUGGCACGAUGGAAGAAUCUAGAAUUUGCAGGCUAGAGGUAAAAGCAGAUACACCGGCUAACUCUCAAUCAGAUGACAUUCUUCAACAUCAUGACUCAAAUUGUGGUAGUGCGAGUAACAACCAUGCAUUGAAAGAGGAUGAAAGCAGUAACACAACAAAGAACAGGAAUUUGGUGAGUCCAGUGUACUGCACACAGGAGCCAGGAGAGGAGCCUCCUGGGCUGGAACCUGGAACAGAUCCCUCUGAUGGUCAACAAGAAUCGGAGUGCAGUAGAAACAAAGAAAACACCUUAGGAAAAGAAGUAUUAUUACUGAUGCAAGCCUUAAAUUCUCUUUCAACUCCAGAGGAGAAGCUGGCAGCUCUCUGUAAGAAAUAUGCUGAUCUCACUGGCCCUGAGCUAACAUCUGCACCCAUCUUCCUCUACUUUAUAUGUGGGAUACCUGCCACAGCAUGGCUUGACAAGUUGUGCCCAGGUCUGCACCCAGGAUCUGAACUGGUGAACCCCAGGAUGCCAUGUGAACUCAUGUGGACGUGUGAACUCAACUCCUGCACCACUGGGCCAUCCCCGAUUGAUGUCAGUCUUGGUCUUGAUUUUUUGGAACUCUCAGCAAAAGCAAAAAUAAAUAAAUGGGACUACGACAAACUAAAGUACUUCAUCCCACGACUAGAAGGACAUGCAACUAAGCUGGAGGAGAGCAGGAAUGUUCAGAAGCAAAUGAAGAUUCUGCAGAAACAGCAAGCUCAAAUUGUGAAAGAGAAAGUUCUAUUGCAGAGUGAACACAGCAGGGCUAUCUUGGCAAGAAGCAAACUAGAGUCUCUUUGCAGGGAACUUCAGCAUCACAAUAAGACGUUAAAGGAAGAAAAUAUGCAGCAGGCAAGACAGGAAGAAGAAAGUCGUAAAGAAGCAACUGCACAUUUCCAGUUUACUUUAAAUGAAAUCCAGGCACAGCUGGAACAACAUGACCUACACAGUGCCAAACUUCGCCAGGAAAAUGUCGAACUGGGAGAGAAGCUGAAGAAGCUCAUUGAACAGUAUGCACUGAGGGAGGAGCAUAUCGAUAAAUUGUUCAAACAUAAGGAACUGCAGCAACAGCUUGUUGGUGCCAAGCUUCAGCAAACAGCACAGCUCAUAAAGGAAGCCGAUGGAAAACAUCAAAGAGAGAGAGAGAGUUUAUUAGAAGAAGCAACAGGAUCAAGGCAGAAAUAUGAAGAAAUGAAACAGCAAGAAGUACAGUUAAAACAUCAGCUUUCUCUUUAUAUGGAUAAGUUUGAAGAAUUCCAGACUACCAUGGCAAAAAGCAAUGAUCUCUUUACAACUUUCAGGCAGGAAAUGGAAAAGAUGACCAAGAAAAUUAAAAAACUGGAAAAAGAAAUGAUAAUAUGGCGUACCAAAUGGGAAAAUAAUAAUAAAGUACUUCUGCAAAUGGCCGAAGAGAAAACCGUCCGCGAUAAAGAGUACAAGGCCUUUCAAAUAAAACUGGAACGGUUAGAGAAGCUGUGUAGUGCUCUUCAAAUGGAAAGAAAUGAGCUCAGUGAGAAGAUGGAAGUCCUGAAAGAGCAGGUCUCUGUAAAAGCAGCAGGGGUAUAUUUAGCAACACCUGGGAUACAGCCCUGCACUGCUCUUCAUUCUCAGAAAAGGUUGAACCCUUCCUCCAAACAAGCUCCAGGAUUCUCUCUGGAGGCUCAGCUCAAGGCAGCGAAUGAAAUAAAAGGCAGCUCAAGAGACCCUUUCCAUAUAAUCUCUUCCGGGCUUUGAUUCGCUUGACUAAGACGAAGUAUUGAGAGAGAGAUUUUGUAUAUAACUUUUCUGUAGUAGUGACUAUUGGUUUAACUUUUCUGUAGUAGUUACUGUUGGUUUUGUGAUGCAAAUUUUCUUUCUUUCUUUCUUUUUUUUUCCUACGUCUGUAUUUUCUCAGAACUAUUAGACUGCGUGGUGCAGGAGGCUGCUCAGCAGAUUUGCUCUGUUUUAAUGUGUACGUUUUCCACAGCUGUAUUGCACAUCUGCCUUAUUUUUCAUUCAUUGGAAUGCAUGUGUUCCUUGCCUUCAGUCUGUCUGUGUGUUUGUUGCCUUGUCCCUGCCCUUUACAUAUAAUUAUCAUAAUUAAAUUGAGGCUUGUUCUGAUCAUGGUUCCCCUAUGUGAAAACUAAUACUAACUUAAACUCUCUAGUCCAUUAAUAUAAAAAGGAGAAAAUAUAAAGAUGAUUAGUUUUGUCUAGCUGCUCUUUUAGAUGCCAGGUCGGAGUAAAACUUGAGUGUGGGACAUGAAACAAGCAUAGCAUAUAUGAUUCAGAUUUGUUCUUUGGUAAUAUUUUUGUCACUUGUCAGAUUGUGAUGAGUGUAAGUCUGGACUCCUUUAAAGCUGUGGCAGACUAUGUAUAUGAAGAUGUCAUUUAUAAAGAAAGUAGAAUAUGCAGGCAAGUCAGUAAAAAACAGCCUUAAUACUUAUGUGAUUAAACAUAGUUGUACUGUUUUAGUUUUGGAGAACAGAUGUUUAAAGAAAAAUUCAGUAUCCAGAUAUCUGUAUUUAGAAUGGAGAAAUAUCUGAACUUUGUAAUUUCAUUCCUUAAUUUUUUAUUUUAAUAUCUAAAAGCGAAAUAGUUUUAAUUAUAUGUUUCUGUCACGUUUAUGAUCUAAAAUGGGAUGAAAAUUGAAAAUAGGAAAAAGUACCUGGAGUGUGAGGUACUUAGAAAUUUUCACCACUAACCAUAAUAAUCAAGGGACCAGACAGUGAAGGAAAAUAAAUCUGCAUGAAAUUUGACAAAUUUAAUUACUCUGCCAAAAUUAGCAAAACCAAACCAACCUCUCCAACAGCUUUUUGAAAGUAUCUCCUUCAGCUACUAACUGAAAUAGUGGACCCACUUCUUUGAAGGGAAAUGAAGAUAUAUAUCAAAAAUAUAGUUUACCUGAAAGUAUUCCAUCAUGGAGUACUGAUAAUCAGAUUUCACCAGAACCCUGUCCGUGUAAGCUCUAACUGUUUCAUGAAGGUAGUUGUGAGCCACCACACUUCUCUCUGCCACUUGUUUUGUGUGGAAGGUAAAUCUAAAAGCAGUGUGGGGGACAGUGUUUGGUCUGCUGUUUUGGGUGUAGUUCACAUUCUGUGAAGUAGUAUAAGAUAUUAAAAAAGGAUCUGGGUUCUGUUGGGGAAGUAUUUGGUUUCCUUUUAGAGCUUUUCCUCUGGUUACCCAAGUGGGAAUAAAAAAGGACCCUCUGAAAAGGGUUCCCUUCUAAAUGCCUCUGUAGCAUGCCCAAUAUCUACUAUAUUCUAGAACAGGAGUUGGCAAACUGUCUUUGUAUUGGCAAGGGCUGCUUUCACAUUACAAUUUUUGAGUUAAGCAAGUCUUAAAUGUUUGCUCUUGGCCCCUUUGUCACCUCUUGUUUGAAAACACUGUUAUCUGGCUCUGGAAAAGUUUAAAAGUUAGAAUCAGUUAAACCGUGUUUGUUGCACCACUUUGUGGAAGCUUUGGAGUUGUAAAAGCUACAGUGACUCUGGAUUCCAAGGUACAGAAAAAACAUGGAUCUAGAAUAACAUGCCAUAUUAUCUUCAGAUGUGUAGUAAUACAUUUUGUGGUUAUGAAACCAAUAUUUGUUUAGUUACACAGGAGACUGUCUUUUUACACCUGGUUAUUUCUCAGGUGUUGCAGAAAUAUCUACCUCUUCCAAACUGUAAAUGAAAAUAACUGAAAAAAGGAUGCAGUGCUAAUUACAUUGCUUUAUUUUUACAACUGACAUCUUUCAUGAAGAUACGAAAUUGAUGAGGCAGAGUCUUAUUUUGCUUUCCAAAGACAUUUUGUAGGGAUUUGUCACUAAUGUGAAUCUUAUUUUAUGUACUCUGUUAAGGUUGAGUAAAUACAUAAUGAUCAAUUUAACAGCCUGUGUGUAUUCUUUAAACUUAAUGUGACUUUAAUUGUAUGGUAACAAGUUCAAAUG